GAGCUUGAUGCUACUUUUAUACACACGGGCAGUGCAUGAGACAGCUGGAAAUACAAGCACGCACACGCAUGCAUACACUGUGUCAUACCAACCACCGCAAAGCUGCUGUCAUGUGGACGGGACGUUUGUGUUUUGGGUCAGGAGGUUUUCCCGGUGAGGAAAACAAGUGCACGGGCCGGGCUCGUUAACGAUGAUUAACUUGACGACGUGACGAGGCGGAACUUGCCCGCCGACCCAGCGGCACAGACGCCAGGGGACGACAGCAAGGCGUUUCCAUCGGAUGAUACUGUCGCAAACUUUGUAACGCUGUCGCAAACUUUUAAAGGAGCAAAAGUUCGAAGGACCAUGGUUGCAGGUUCGGUUUAAACGUCCGCUCGUCUAACAAGUGGAUUUCCGUCGACUCGUCAUGGAGGAGCGGGAAAGGGAGAGCUCCUACACGGACGCCUCCGUGGCGGAGAGCGGCGUCAUGCUGGUGGUGAAUCCGAGCCGAGUGCGUCCUCCGUUGAGUGUGGUGCUCGCCACGGUGCUCUACUGCGCCGAGUUUCUCAACGCCGCCGUGCUCUGUGGAGGAUACAGCCGCACCGACGACGUCCACUGGCUGGGCUUCACCAUCGCCUUCAUGCUGCUGCCCGCCGUCCUCAUCCAGAUGACGCUCAUCUUCAUCCACAGGGACGUGGGCAGGGACAGGCCGCUGGUCCUCUUCCUGCACCUGCUGCUGCUGGGGCCCAUCAUCAGGUGUUUUGACGCCCUUGUGGUCUACUUCAAAGCUGGAAAGAGAGAGGAGCCUUACGUCACCAUCACCAGAAAGAUCUACCCGGGGAGGGGUGAGAGGACAUGGACCGAGUACGAGAUCAGCCGAUCGGAGCGCAUCCUGGCCACGCACAGGAACGCCUUCAAGCGCACCACCGUCAUCCAGGCCUUUCUGGGCUCCACGCCGCAGCUGACCCUCCAACUGUAUGCCACCAUCCAGGAGAAGUACAUCCUUCCUGUACGAUUAACGCUGAUGAUCAUCACCCAGAUCUCCAUCAUCUACGGCGCCCUCGUGUGCAGCGUUCUGGCCAUCCAGAUUCGCUAUGACGACUACAAGGUGCGGUUCCGCCCGUGGGCUUACCUGUGCAUGAUCCUGUGGCGAGGCCUGGAGAUCACCACCCGCAUCACCGCGCUGGUCCUCAUGAGCACGGCGCUCAGCCAUUGGGUCAUCGUGGUGGGUGUGGCCAACCUGCUGUUCUUCUUCUUCCUGCCGUGGGCCGAGUUCUGGGCCAAGAAGGGCUCGCUGACGGAGGACGUGGAGAAGAACUUCUCCAAGCUGGGCACGGCGGUGGUGCUGUGCGCCUUCACGCUGCUCUACGCCUGCAUCAACGUCUUCUGCUGGUCGGCCGUGCAGCUGGACCUCGGCCACCCGGAGCUCAUCGACCGGAAGCAGCGCUGGGACCGCCUGGCCUCGUACUACAGCGUCCGCUUCGUGGAGAACCUGCUCCUCAUCACGCUGUGGUACUUCUUCAAGUCAGACUUCUACGAGUACGUGUGUGCGCCCCUGCUGGCCGUCCAGCUGCUCAUCUGCUACAGCCUGGCCGUGCUGUUCAUGCUGGUCUUCUACCAGUACUUCCAUCCCUGCAGGCGCCUCUUCAAGUCCAACGUCCACGACUGCCUUCGUUGCAUCUGCUGUCGCCGAGGCACACCGACGAUGGAGGACGAUGAAGAAACAGGGCGGGUACGGAAGAUGACCCCGUCCUACUCCACCGCCGCCACCAUGGUGCUGGUGUCGGACGAGCCUGUGGCGUUGCUGGACCCUCAAAAUUCCCAAGUGGGGGAUCUCAACAGCAACCUGGAGCUGCAGGAGACUGCCAUCUUGGAUGACGUUACGGAACAUGCCUGACUUACUCAAAUGC
This is a messenger RNA of Doryrhamphus excisus (bluestripe pipefish), 1889 nucleotides long. RefSeq names its product XK related X-linked (gene xkrx). Gene Ontology annotation, cellular component: membrane. NCBI's taxonomy places the organism in Eukaryota, Metazoa, Chordata, Actinopteri, Syngnathiformes, Syngnathidae. The record is from RefSeq and is a predicted model, not a curated record.